GGAGAGGGAUACUUGGUUUGGGUGGGAAGCCUGUUACUUUUACGUGGAUCCAUAAGUGAGCAGAGGACACCAGCUCCUGACUUCUGCUUGUUAGGAGGCCCCUUUGCAGGUUAUGGCAGGUUCCUGCUCUGCAGGUUAUGGUAGGUUCUUUGUUAUGGGCUUACCAAAUGCACUGUAGUGUCCCAGCUGCACCUGCUGAAGACAUGCCAUGUUCCCAGGCUCAUGGACAACUUUACGUGUGCUUUAGCUGACAUCUCGUCGGUUCUUUUCCCCUCUACAACCACAUCACCUUUACAGCUGCUGCACCAAGGGAUCAGUGGUGUUCUCUUGAUCCCUGCAGGAAGAGGCUUCCCUGGCUCUGGCAGGGACCCCGUGAGCUGUGUGACCCACAUGGACCAGUGGGGCUGGGUGCUGGGACAUCCCUCUGCUUGUUCCCUGAUGCCAGCACCAUCUCUGCUCAGGUUCUUGGUGCUUGGCAGGGGCACAGGCACCACCCCCUGUGCCAUCGUGGCAGCUUCCUGUCCAGGUGCUCACAGCUCACCUCCUGCUCCAGGGUUGUCUGGAAACGUGGCUGGAGGGAGGGACCUCUGUGGGCACAGCAGGUGCUGGGAGUGCUCCAGUCCCUUCCGCAGGCAGGGGCUCAGCAGAGCUCCGCUCCAGCUCAGAGACACCACUGGCUGCUGCAGCACCGCCGGACUGAGGAGCUGCUCUUGGAAGUCCACGGUGAGGGAUGCCCUAGAACCGUGUUGGGGACACACCAUCGUGGGGCUGUGCCCCGUGGGGACAGCCAUGGCUGGCUCAGCCUUCGGAGCCAUCCUCGCUGUGCUGGCCUCGCUCAUCAUCACUGCCAAUGCGCUGGUGGUCAUCGCUCUCCUCUGCCUCAUCCAGAAAAGAGGCUCCAAGGGGCUCUAUUUUGUCCUCAAUCUCGCCGUUGCGGAUGCCAUGGUUGGCUUCACGGUCACAGGGCUGGUCAUGGAUGAGUUUUCCCAGCCCUUUUAUCCUCCCCAGAUCUUCUGCGUCCUGAGAAUGUCUUUUGUGACAUCCUCUUCUGCUGCCUCUAUCCUAUCCCUGACCCUGAUCGCAUGUGAUAGGCACCUGGCCAUCAGGAAGCCUUUCCACUACUUCCAGCUGAUGACAGGCCUGCGGGUCGGGGUGCAUCUGGCGGGGCUCUGGCUGGUGGCUGCCAUCAUCGGCUUCCUCCCGGUCCUCACCCCAGGCUUUCAGAAGGUCGCCCACCAUGAGAAGUGCUCCAUCUUUGGGGUCUUCCACCCCACCUACAUGCUCACCGUCUUCUGCGUCGGCUUCUUCCCAGCACUCUUCCUCUUUAUUUAUCUCUACUGCGACAUGCUGAAAAUCGCCUCCGUACACGUGCAGCACAUUCAGGAGGUGGAGCAGGCAGGGCUGGCGGGCACUGCCUGCCCCCCGGCCCGCACCACCAGCGACAUGAAGGCCAUGCGCACUGUGGCUGUGCUCAUCGGGUGCUUCACGCUGUCCUGGCUGCCCUUCUUUGUUGCCAGCAUCGUGCAGACUGUCUGCUCCGAGUGCUUCCCCACCAGGGUCAUCGAGAACUACCUCUGGCUGCUGGGGCUGGGCAACUCCCUCCUCAACCCGCUGCUCUACUCUUUCUGGCAGAGGGACGUGCGGCUGCAGCUCUCCCAGCUGGCUGGGGCUGUGAAGAGGAUCCUCCUUCACUCGGGCAACCGCCGCCGAUUCUCCAGCAGAGGCACCAACUCUGUCCCCACUGUGUCCUGCCUGCAGAUCCAGCACUGACAUGGUAAGGAGCAGCUGUCACCAGCUUUCCAGCUCAUCUUCUGCACUGUGACCAUGAACUUGGGGCCUGCUGGCUCUGGAGGAAGUCACAGACCAGGGUGGGACCAAUCUGGAUGCUAAUUCCACAUUGGCGUGGCCAAAUUCCAGCCUGCCACAACAGGGCCUGGUCGGCAUCAGCCCCAGGCAUUGCACAUGUUGGGUUUUGCCUGGAGAGCUCAGCAAGAGCAGCCUGGUGUCUCCCAGGUCCAAGCCCUCAGCACUCAUUCUGCAAGCCAACAUCCUUCGCCCAUUGCUGCCCAGAACUGGCUCCUCCUGCCCUGCCCUCUGCCUGCAGCACCAGCUCUCUGGUAGCAGAGUCUGGGAGGUGUGCUCGUGUCAAGUCUGUCCUGGACCACAAGCACUACCAGUCGCUGCCCAUCCUAAACCAAACUCGGGAUCCUACAGCUGCAGCCUGGGCCAUUCCCCAGCCCUGUCCCCUGCAGGGUGAGGGGUGCGAGUCUGGGCUCUGCCGUGGCACUGAGACCCCGAGGAGGCUCCUGCUGUUCCCCAGCAGCAGCGGUAUCCACAUGGAAGCUGGCAUGGUGAGCAGG
Molecule: messenger RNA, 2360 nt
Organism: Neopsephotus bourkii (Bourke's parrot)
Lineage: Eukaryota; Metazoa; Chordata; Aves; Psittaciformes; Psittacidae
Gene: GPR119
Product: G protein-coupled receptor 119
Exons: 1
Coding region: 223-1770 (515 amino acids)
Biological process (GO): G protein-coupled receptor signaling pathway
Cellular component (GO): membrane
Molecular function (GO): G protein-coupled receptor activity; phosphatidylcholine binding
Source: RefSeq, a predicted model, not a curated record